AUCUACUUUUAUGUAUGAUAAUUUUACUUCUUAUAACAAAUCGACAUCAAAUUAAUAAAUUCACUAGUUACUAGUACUUAAAAUGCUACAAAGAUUUACGUUCAAGCAAUUACACUCGUAUGAAACCAGGCAAUCCAAAAGACACAGCAUGAUUUUAUGAAGAAUUGAAAUCUCAACACUUAUCAUGCAUAUUAAGUCAUUUUUACGACCCUCCAUGAAAUAACAUGUACAGAAAGUAGUGCUUUUCCAUGUUCUUGCUUCAAUUAUAAACACAAUACAUUCGAAAAUGUGUAUAACGUGUAUCAUACUUAACACUUACACACAUUCAAAAUCUAAGCACCGCAAUCUAGGUAAAAAGUACAUACACAUUUACAAAAGUAUUAAACAUGUCUAUUAAAGAUGACAACAUAAGGCGUACCUUCUGAUAUAUUCUUAAUUAUAACAAAAAAAAACUAUUAUAUGAGAUACCUAAAGCACGAUAUAGGUAGGUAGUUAUUGUAUUAUACCAAGCUAUAAACAUCAAUUUCAAACAAUUAAACUGCUUUAGUUGGAAAAGAAACAAUAAUUACAGUAUUCUCUUGACACAUAAUACAACACCAUUUCAUUAUACUUUACAAUACAAAUGAGGCCACUAAAUAUUACAAAAACAAAGUACAAUGUAGUACAAUGUUAUCUAAUCAUAUACUAAGGUCUAUUGGGACUAAGAGUAGAAUUUUUAAUACUCUUUUAUGUCCUCAUUAUCAGUCAAACACAAAAAGGACACAUCAAAUAUCGAUAAAAUCCAUCUCACAGUGCUAUAAGUUGCAAGAAUUAGUUUUUUUGAG
This is a messenger RNA of Spodoptera exigua (beet armyworm), 824 nucleotides long. The record is from the annotation of a GenBank genome assembly. Lineage: Eukaryota; Metazoa; Arthropoda; Insecta; Lepidoptera; Noctuidae.